UCCAGGUGAAUUUUUAUUUUUCCAUGAAGAUAUAUGCUCAGCCGAUAAAUGUCCCACGGCUGGGCACAGAUCUUUCAUCAAAGAGAAGGAAUCAGGGCUUCAACCAAUUAGGAUACAGCUGGAUUAUAUUAAAUGCAAGUUUGCGGACAUCGAGCGCAGCGAUUUGCUCAAGAGUGCGUGAAACUGCAAUGCUUGGAAUGGUGCCGGCGGCCUUGACAAAGGCAGAGGUAGCUGUAGCUGUCGACACCUCUCCGCGGCAAGCUUUACACUAUGGCAAGGACUUCGCAUUUCGCAACGUACGGAUAUCGAAGAUUCUGAGGGUUACUACAGUCGAAUCUCUGCCCCACUGA
Pararge aegeria (speckled wood butterfly) is the source of this 350-nucleotide messenger RNA. RefSeq lists its product as uncharacterized. The transcript has 4 exons. The record is from RefSeq and is a predicted model, not a curated record. The coding region runs from base 24 to 350 and encodes 108 amino acids. Lineage: Eukaryota; Metazoa; Arthropoda; Insecta; Lepidoptera; Nymphalidae.